Tetrahymena thermophila SB210 is the source of this 837-nucleotide messenger RNA. Its product is annotated as ankyrin repeat protein. Lineage: Eukaryota; Ciliophora; Oligohymenophorea; Hymenostomatida; Tetrahymenidae. Gene Ontology annotation, molecular function: protein binding. The transcript has 2 exons. The record is from RefSeq and is a predicted model, not a curated record.
AUGGAUUAUAAAAAAUCAGGUACUUAGAAUAUUAUUGAGCGUCCAAAUCAUUUGUUAGAAACAAAGCCAAAUAAAUUAAAAAAAUAGUUAUUAAAUGCAGUUUGCAAUGAUAAUUUAGAUGAAGUAAAAUAAUUAGUUGAAGUAGAAAAAAUACUUCCAAAUGAAGAACUAUCAAUAUAUGGCUACUUUUGGAACUCAAUACACUAUGCUGCACAUUAUGGAAAAUCAAAUAUUUUAGAAUAUCUCAUUUAGUAAUUGUACAAAGAGUAUAAAGAAGAUUUGACAAAAGAAAUUUUAAAUUAUUAAACCAAAGAAGGGUGGACAGCUUUAAUGAUUAGCUGCAUUUAUGAUAGUGUUUUAUGUAUUAAAAUGCUUAUUAAAUUAGGUGGAAUAAAUUUAAUCUAAAAAGAUAUUAUGGGAAGGACAGCUCUGGAUUUAUGUAAAAGUUAUGGGCAAGUAGAUUGCUUUGAACUUAUUCACGAAGCAAGAGAAAUUUAUGGUGAUGAAAUUCCUCUAAAUAAAAAUUACUUAGAAGAAGAUAUAAAUUCACUUUUUUAAUCGUUACAAAUAUCAAACAAAGAGUAUCAUUACUUAUGCUUGAAUGGUAUAUCCAGAGAUUGUAUAAUAUGUAACACAAACAAAGGCUAUUUAAAAUAUACAUAAUGCUGCUCUCAUCCUAUUCAUUUAGUUUGUUUUAUUGAAUAACCAAAAAAAGUUUGCUUAAAUUGUGACAAAUUUAAUUAUAAUAUUACAAGAGAACUCAGAGAGCCUGAACUAGCUUUUUUUAUACCAGAUCAACAGCUGAAUUUAAAUGAAUUGGAUGGAUUGAAGCUUUGA